This is a messenger RNA of Sitodiplosis mosellana (orange wheat blossom midge), 1200 nucleotides long. Its product is annotated as BTB/POZ domain-containing protein 3-like. The transcript is spliced from 2 exons. Gene Ontology annotation, molecular function: protein binding. The record is from RefSeq and is a predicted model, not a curated record. Lineage: Eukaryota; Metazoa; Arthropoda; Insecta; Diptera; Cecidomyiidae. The coding region runs from base 1 to 1200 and encodes 399 amino acids.
AUGGCACAAGAGCUUGCUCCGAUUGUUUACAGCAAUGUGUUGCCGUGGCGUGGUUGCGAGAAGCUGUAUAUGGACACUCGAACGGCCGACGUAUUCUUCGUCUUUGAAUUCGAUGAUGAAGACACCGUGAAAGUUCCAGCGCACAAAAACAUCCUAUCGGCCAACAGCGGAGCAUUUGACGCGAUGUUCUAUGGUCCGCGCAAACAAGAAGGUGACAUCCCAAUCGUUGACUCAACUCCCGGGGCAUUCAAGGAAUUUCUGCAAUUCUUCUAUCUUGGAACGGUAAAAUUGACCAACGAAAAUGCGACGCACGUCAUGAAUCUCGGCAAACAAUAUUUAGUCGACGAGUGCUGCAUGACCAUUUCCAACUUCACCGAGAAAACUUUAACAUUGGACAACAUGUGCGUUGGCUAUGAGCUGGCGAUUCUCUUCGAACAAGCUCAGUUGAUGAAGUUCUGUGAACAAAAAAUUGGCGAGAACCCAAUAGGAAUCUUCCAGUCCAACAGUUUCCUAUCAUGUGGAUCGAAUUUAUUGGCAAGAAUCUUGCAGCUGGACACAUUUAACUGUGACGAAUCGGUGGUGUUUGACGGUUGUAUGACCUGGGCAAAAGCCGCCUGCAUUAAGAAAGGAUUGGACGAAACGAACAUGCAGAAUCUUCGCGAUCAGUUGGGCGACUUGUUUUACGAGAUUCGGUUUGGCGAUAUGACGGCCGAAAGUUUCUACCCUCGAUAUAGUUCUUACGGAGGUCUAUUUUCGAUUGAAGAAUUCACAGACAUUAUCGGCAUGAUUGCAUCUAAGGAACAUCGACCAUCGAAAUUUAAUCCCAAAGGUCGAAAAGCGAGCCAAAUUUACAAAUAUAGUAACAAAGAACUUAUUUGUAAUCUGAUUGAUGAAAAUUAUUUGAGACGCGAACGGACCAAUUUUGAAAACCACAGCGUUGUAUUUGCAUCCAAUUGCGAGAUAUUCUUAAAAACAAUUCACUGUGGAAAAGUAUUCUAUAACGAUGGUGAAGAAGCUGGUUUCAAAUAUGAAAUUCGAUUUUAUAUUGAAAUUGGUAGGUGGUAUAGUUUGAAAACUCUUAAGCCUAAGGUACGGAUGGAUGAAGGCGUCGAAAUUCAAUUCCACACUGACACCAAUUAUUCUUCAAAUAAAAAUGCUGAAUUGGUGGAAGAAAUUCACUUUAUGAAGCUUGAUGCGUGA